GUUUCUACCCGACGUAGUAUACGCGACGUACCCCAGGUUCGUGUAUAUUUACAUCCUCUAAAAUCGUCUUCGUAAGCCGAUGGACUGACAUCAGGUAGCUGAGAUGCUGAAAGAUCUUCCCCGGGAGGCUUUGUUGAGGCCAUUGACCAGGAAUGAGGUGGUGGGCAUGCUAGUGAGGUUGACCAUCUUUGGAGCGGCCACCUACUACAGCAUCAAAUGGGUCGUGGAAGCAAUGGACCCUACCUCCAAACAGAAAAACCAAGCCAAGAAAAGGGCGGAGAAGCUUAUGAAGAGGAUUGGUGUUGAGGGGGUCAAACUUACUGAAUAUGAGAUGAACAUUGCAACCCACCUCGUUGAUCCACAAACAAUGAAGGUGUCCUGGAGAGAUAUAGCAGGACUAGAUGAGAUAAUCAAUGAGCUACAAGACACAGUCAUUCUGCCCUUUCAGAAAAGACACCUUUUGGCUGGAUCCAAACUGUUUCAGCCACCUAAAGGUGUUUUGUUGUUUGGUCCACCGGGAUGUGGGAAGACCAUGAUUGCUAAGGCAACGGCCAAAGCUUCUGGCUGCAAGUUUAUCAACCUGCAGGCAUCCACGCUCACCGACAUGUGGUACGGCGAAUCCCAAAAGCUGACGGCUGCCGUCUUCUCAUUAGCGGUCAAACUCCAGCCUUGUAUAAUUUUCAUUGAUGAAAUUGAGUCAUUUCUCAGGAACCGCUCCAGCCUUGAUCACGAGGCCACUGCCAUGAUGAAGGCCCAGUUCAUGAGCCUGUGGGAUGGGCUGGAAACAUCCUCAGCCACUCAGGUCAUGAUCAUGGGGGCAACAAAUCGACCACAAGAUGUGGAUCCUGCUAUCCUGCGCAGAAUGCCCACCACUUUUCAUGUUGGUCUUCCUAACGCACGACAAAGACAGGACAUCAUGAGGCUGAUUUUAGCUGGAGAAAAUCUGAGCAACACCAUUAAUCUGAAGGAGAUAGCCGAGAAGACGGAAGGCUACUCUGGCAGCGACCUCCGGGAACUUUGCCGCGAUGCCGCCAUGUACAGAGUUCGAGACUACGUGCGCAAGGAGCAGAUGAGGCAGAUUGCUCAGCAGUUAGGAGAAGUCCAGGAGGAAGAAAAACCAGUGGAUGAGGAGCAGUUGCGUCCAGUCACCCAGCUCGACCUCCUCUUUGGGCUGGAUAAGAUGAGGGAAUCCAAACGAGCCACAGCAUCUAUGUUACCAAGCGUUUCUGAAGUUCCACUGGACUGAACUGAAGUUGCAAGGACUUUUUUAAAGUAUUUAUUUUUUCUUUUCUUAAUUAUCUACAGCGGUUUUACUCCUCCAAUCAUCGGUAUACUAUCAGUAAAUCCCCACAUAUUUGUGAUUCAACAUUUGGAACUCUACAAAUUUAUAGAUUUUUGGUCCAAAAAAAUGUGUUAUAUAUUUUUUCCUCCAGUAGUAGGCUGUUGUCUCAGUAGAAAACACAUAAUUCCCCGGUAAAAAUGUAUAAAUAGAUAAGAGGUGAUCCUAGACCAGUUAAGAGCUUCGCCGAGUCCACAAAACACAUGGAGACUGGUUGGGAAAACUCCAUGCACACAUUGAACUAUCCGGGGACCCUCCUCUCCAGAUCCCCUGAAUAGACCUUACCAGGAUCCUGAGAAGUGUGAUCCAAUUUUAGUUGACGCACCCUUCUGUCCCCUUUCUUAAAAAUGGGAACCAGCAACUUGGUUGCUUUUAUUGCAAAUGUUGAUCCCAAAUCAAAGGAGAACAUUAGCAUCAAGCAAGCAGGUUUGGAGGGGGAGGAGCAUCUCAAUUGACUGCUGGUCUCAACAACUGUAAACUAUUGUCUUCAGGCUGGCAGCAUUGGUUCUUAAAGCCUUAUUUAAUGAACUAUACAUGAAAAAGGUCCACUUUUUCACUCCUUCCACUCCUCCAGCUCUCUAAUGGGAUCCAUUAUUACAACAUCACUCCUCCAUGUUCAACCAUAGUCAAUGCAGAGCACUUGAUGAACAUUGAUGAAUAUGGAUGAGCUGGAUGAUUUUUUAAAUAGUGAAUCAUGGUGGCAGCUAAAAGACAGUUUGCAUGAUGUUCCAUCUGCCAUCUUAAUGAGUGCUAUGCUUUUUACUUAAAUUAUACCGGGGAUGAUAUACAGACAAUUUGACAGUUAUGUGUUUCUAUAGAAAUAGUUGAAAAAUACACACAGGCCUAAUUGUUUUCAAUUAAUGGAAUGGAACAUUUUGUUGCCCAGGUUAUAAAAUUCCAUAUAGACUUUCCUGACCCUAAGUAGUACAAAACAUUGAUUGUCGACACUUUGUGUUUUGCAUAUUUUCCCAAUAUUAUGUUUGUGUUUUCCAUACUUGUGUAUUAUCAUAAAUAAGCAUCAUGUUUGCUGUCAAGCCAGGUCUAAUAUAGCUGUUAUUGGUCAAAUAGGGACAAAAUAACUUGUUUUGCACACUUUGUACCAAAAAGGGUAUCUUCGUGUAAUGUAAUGAAUACCUAGUUAAAAACUGUAUGGUCAUAAUAAUAGAUCUAAGUCAGGGGUGUCCAAAGGUGGCCAUUUGCAACCCAUGGUACAUUGUCAAAACAAUGUAAAAACAAGAAAAUAGCAAACAUUUCAGUAAUAUGACAAGAAUAAAAUAGAAUUCUUAAGAGAAUAAAAUCAGAAUAUUGCAAGAAAAAGAGGUCAUCUUAUGGGAAAGAAUGUUUUACGAGAGUAAAGUGAUAAUAUAGGCAGCGGGCAGACCAACAUAGAUUUGUUUACAAAAUCUGAAAUAUCAAAGUGGCCAAUCCCUCCUUAACAUUUUUCAAUAUGCAGCCCUCAAUGGAAAAAAAGUUUAAAUAAAGACACCUCUGAUCUAAGUGAUCAGAGUCAGAAUAAGCAAGGAUUUGGAUGUAAAUAUCAGCUUCUCAUGCGGCACGCAUCAUAUGUAAUAAUGUACAGUAUUGAACAUGUAUGUCUCUACGCAAGCACACGGGGGCGCUACGGCUGUACUGCUUCUAACAUUUAGGUGACCAUGAGCCUUGCAUGUACCAUCCAGUCACUGAUUGUUGCUCCAGGGUUCAUUUUCAAAUCAAUACGUAUAUCUGUGGCUUGAUUGGAAUACCACAGGUGACAAAAAUAUCAGAUUGUUGCCGUGUCAUCCAGUGCAGCUUUAAAAAAAAUGUGUCUUUAUUUGACUCAUGUUGUACUGGUGCAGGUUGAACUGCAUAAUGUAUAUAUUUAUUACAUUUACAAAGAGGAAAAUGUCGGUUAAAUGUUGCAUCAGUCAUUGCUUGUAUGGAUUUGUUCUCAUCACAUAAUAAAACUGUCUGUGUUGUCAUACAUCAAAGAAAAUAAU
Molecule: messenger RNA, 3315 nt
Organism: Doryrhamphus excisus (bluestripe pipefish)
Lineage: Eukaryota; Metazoa; Chordata; Actinopteri; Syngnathiformes; Syngnathidae
Gene: atad1a
Product: ATPase family AAA domain containing 1a
Biological process (GO): extraction of mislocalized protein from mitochondrial outer membrane
Cellular component (GO): mitochondrial outer membrane
Molecular function (GO): ATP hydrolysis activity; ATP binding
Source: RefSeq, a predicted model, not a curated record